This is a messenger RNA of Coregonus clupeaformis (lake whitefish), 3111 nucleotides long. Its product is annotated as transmembrane protein 120B. Gene Ontology annotation, cellular component: membrane. Gene Ontology annotation, biological process: fat cell differentiation. Bases 183 to 1199 code for a protein of 338 amino acids. The record is from RefSeq and is a predicted model, not a curated record. The transcript has 12 exons. NCBI's taxonomy places the organism in Eukaryota, Metazoa, Chordata, Actinopteri, Salmoniformes, Salmonidae.
CAUGCGCACAACGUGGAAUUGGAAAAUAAUCUUGAACAGCUGUAGCUACCAUUCUUAUUAUACCUCAGUGGUAUCUACCAAAAAUACUAGUAACUGUCUGCUGCUGUAUUGUAGCCAUCUGUAGGUUCUGUACAGGGAGUCGGAGGAAGAGAAAUAGUUAGCUCGUGCCGCUAACUGGCACAAUGUCACUGCAAAGGUGUCAAACUGAUUGGGAAGAAAUUGACCAAGAAUAUCAACAAUUACAGGAAACUCACAAAGUGUACAGACAGAAGCUCGAUGAGCUCACCAACCUCCAGGCAACAUGCAGCAGUGCCAUUAGUAAACAGAGGAAGAGUCUAAAAGACCUCAGGCACAGUCUGUGCAAGUGCACAAAAACAAGUGAUGAGAAAGAAACGGAACUGAUCAAAGACAUCCAAAUGCAAAUUAAAGACAAAGAGAAUUUCUUCUUUGAUAUGGAAGCCUAUUUGCCAAAGAAGAAUGGAUUGUACUUAAAUUUGGUCCUUGGCAAUGUGAAUGUAACACUUCUCAGCAACCAGGCAAAAUUUGCCUAUAAAGAUGAAUAUGAGAAGUUCAAGCUUUUUAUGACAAUAAUCUUGAUGUUUGGGGCCAUAACCUGUCUCUUUUUGCUCAAUUACCGUGUCACAGAUGAAAUCUUCAACUUCUUGCUGGUUUGGUACUACUGCACUUUGACCAUAAGGGAAAGCAUCCUCAUGAGCAAUGGGUCCCGGAUCAAAGGGUGGUGGGUCUCCCAUCAUUACGUCUCUACCUUCCUAUCAGGUGUAAUGCUUACCUGGCCAGAGGGGUCCAUGUAUCAGAUGUUCAGAAGUCAAUUCCUUGCCUUCUCCAUUUACCAGAGCUUUGUGCAUUUUCUUCAAUAUUACUACCAAAGUGGCUGCUUAUACCGGUUACGUGCUUUGGGGGAGAGCACUCAGUUGGACCUCACAGUGGAGGGGUUUCAGUCAUGGAUGUGGAGAGGACUCACCUUCCUCUUGCCAUUUCUGUUUUUCGGCCAUUUCUGGCAGCUGUACAAUGCUAUGACUCUGUUUCGGUUGGCAGGACAUGAAGACUGUAAAGAGUGGCAGGUAUUUAUGUUGGCACUGACAUUUCUUGUCCUAUUCCUGGGGAAUUUUCUCACCACAUUGAAAGUUGUUCACCAAAAGAUCCAGGAAAACCCAGAAAAGGUGCAAAAGCAGGAGUGAAUGAGUCUGACUACAGCUCAUACCUCCAAGUGGCCAGUAACCAUGAAGCAAAAUGGCACUUUGACACGCACAACCGAUGGAAAGAUUGACUGCAGAGGCUUUGUGCCAGGAAAAGACAGAGCAGAGAGACCAAUGUGUCUCGGACGUUGAUGACAGCUGCAACAUUAACCAAUAAUCUUGGCUGAAUGUGCUUUUGUUUCCGAUAACUUGUCAUUGUCCUUGCUACACGUGCAAUCACAACACAGAGCAGCUUUCGUCUGGCAGAUGAACCACUGCGAUCCUGGACCGUUUGAGGCUUGAUCCUUUUAGAUUUAGAGUGAGUGGACAGACUGAUUAAUUAUGUUCUUCAAACUAUAUGCAACUCAACAAAGACAGGUAACAUUAGGUCAGGGUUUCCCAAACUUAGUUCUGGGCCCCCACGGGUGCACAUUUUAGUUUUUGCCAUAGCACUACAAAGCUGAAUCAAAUAAUCAAAGCUUGAUGAUGAAUUGGUUAUUUGAGUCAGCUGUGUAGUGCUAGGACAAAAAACUAAAUGUGCACCCAGGGGGGUGGCCCAGGACUGAGUUUGGGAAACCCUGCAUUAGGUCAUGAGAAAGGUGAGUUUACCUACAAAGUAUAUGUACUGUGUGGUCAUGUCACUACUUCACACAGCUGUUAUCGGUAUGGCAUUCAAAUAUGUCCAGGGCACAGCCAUUUCUUCACUGUUAUUUGUAAGUGUCUGUUGUUUUGAUAUGUUUUUCAGUAAAGAUGCAUUCAACUAUUUAUUUCUCCCCGCAGUGCUGUUAAAAAGUAAACCUGUUUGCUUAUCUCUGGAUAUUGACAUGUCUACGUGUCCAUAUUAUAUCAAGUAAAGCCUGCUUCUUAUUUCAGCAAGGUACCAGCCAGGACUUAACUGAUCAUAGACAUUUACACAUUUUAACAGCAGCGGUUUACUACCAUUGUUUGGGUUGAUUUGGUAACCAUAAAUUACACAGGCGUUCUAUUUUAAAAUAAUGAAUAUAUUAAUGAUACUGACCAAGUUUGAGUAUAAAAGGAUUUCUCUUCCUUCUGUAAUGGUCUGCACCUUGUUAAUCUGAGUGCCUGGUGGUGCAACUUUUCAGAUAGUGGAUUCGGCAUAGAGACAAAAGUCCAUAUUUUUUUAAAUCCUGUAAUCUGGUUCAAAAUGAUAACCCUUUUAUUUAAUUAUUAUUUGAGAGACUUGUCCAAUUCAGGUUGUGCAAGAAGAUGCUGGUUGUUUGAGUUUUGCUGCUAUGAGCACUGGUACUGUGAACAAAUGAUUGGCAAUAAUGUCUCAAGCACGGAUGUGCUGGAGUGAUCAAGUGUAUAUAACUCUGCUGAGAUACAAUGUAUGUAUGUAUAGUAACGCGUCAACUGAUCUAUGUACAAAUCUCAAGAGCUUUUGUACCCAUUUUAAGCAUUAUUUAAUUUUGAACUGUAUUAUUAGAUGUGCAUUUGAAAAAAUGGAUUGGUCUGAACAACGUUAGUACUUAGUGACAGGGCUUUCUAAAUGCCUUAUCUCUCCUUGUAGCCUGUCACAAUUGCGUGAUGUAUGUUUUUGUUCCAUUUGGAAUCAAGUGUUAUGUUAUUGACAAAAUAUAAGGUCUUGGACAUUAGUCUUGUUUUCAUUUUAAAAAUCCAUUAUGCUCUUGAAGGGAACCACUAUUUUCUUUACAAAAGCUAUAGCAUGUUAUUAGACCAAAAUGUUAAAUUCAGUCUAACGUCAAAGCUGCCACAAUAGAUCCUAUUUCCUCAAGUAUUGUGAGUUUGGUUUAAUGUUGAUGUCAUGGAUUGUCCCAUCAUAAGACUAACUUGUGCCUGAACGUACACUUGUAACAAGAGACACUGGAUAAAAUAAUGUAAUUUAUGCUGUUUCUUACUGGCUGGAAAACAAAUAAAACACAUCUGACUCAAA